AUGGAUCAGGAAGAAAAGGUCGCUCCUCGCGUCCGUUUCGGAGAGCUACGCCUUCCGGACGAAGAGGAUGGAUACGCGACCCACGAGCGUCGCCAUGAGCGCAAUCUAUCACGACGAUCAAGUGUGGGCAGCCUUUCCAUUCGCAGUGCCGGAGGAGCGCGCACUGUACAGCCAGAGACUGCACUCCCCAUCACCUAUCGUACUCUUUCCAUCGAGAUCGACGAGGAUCAACACAAGAAGCAGGAUGAGGUGAAGAGAGCGAAGGAGAAAGCCGCCGUUGACCUGGCAGACCUCGAAUGGCAUACACUUGCCGUUCAUGAGCUGUGUCGCCGCCUCUCCGUCGACAUCGACCAGGGCCUUUCUGACGAUCAGGCCAAGCGUCGCAUUAGCGAACACGGCCAGAACAAGAUGACACCUCCCCCAUCAGGGCUACUCAAGAAGAUAAUAGGCUACUUCUUUGGUGGUUUUGGUAGCAUCCUUGUGGUUGCUGGCAUACUGGUGUUCGUCGCAUGGAAGCCUCUUGGUAAACCGCCAGCGGUUGCAAACCUGGCGCUUGCUUGUGUACUGAUCGCUGUUUGGCUCAUCCAGGCUGCCUUCAACGCAUGGCAGGACUGGUCAACCAGCAGAGUGAUGGCAUCCAUUGGAACGAUGCUGCCUGAUCAGUGCAUUGUCGUACGCAACGGAUCGCACGUUAGCAUCUCGGCCUUGGAUCUAGUGCCUGGCGACAUUAUCGUUAUCAAGCAGGGUAACAAGCUACCCGCCGAUGUUCGUUUCGUCGAUAUAUCCAGCGAUUCCAUGUUCGAUCGCGCAAUCCUUACUGGCGAGUCCGAGCCCGUCGCAGCUACCAUCGAAGCAACCGAAGACAACUAUCUCGAGACCAACAACAUCGGAUUACAAGGCACCCAUUGCAUCUCGGGCGCCUGUCUUGGCGUGUGCGUUGCAACUGGCGACAACACUAUCUUCGGUCGUAUCGCAAAGCUUACCUCGGAUCCCAAGACUGGCAUGACACCUCUUCAGAAGGAGAUCCUACGAUUUGUGCUCAUCAUCUCACUCUUCAUCACAUGCGUCGUUAUUCUCAUCGUGGUUCUUUGGGCUGCAUGGCUGAGGAAAUCUCAUCCUACUUGGAUUGACGUACCCCUUCUUAUCGUCAGUUGCGUCUCGUGCGCUGUUGCAUUCAUCCCCGAAGGCUUGCCGAUCGCACUUACCACGAGCUUGACCAUCGUCGCGAACAUCAUGCGCAAGAACAAGAUCCUUUGCAAGUCCCUCAAGACCGUUGAGACACUUGGUUCCGUUUCGGUGAUCUGUUCCGACAAGACCGGAACGUUGACCAAGAAUAAAAUGGUCGUCACGGACAUUUAUGCAGCAGGCGAAGAGUACACUACGGAUGCGGCGCGUGAUAUGAUGGCAGUCUUUCGUUCGGAACAGAAUCUCUCCGUGCUCUCCAAGACCAAGACAAACAUCAUGGAUCAAGUCCGCAUGCUCGGUGGUCUCUGCAACUCCGGUGAAUUUGAUGCCGCUACUAUGCAUCUUCCCAUUGCGGAGCGCAAGAUUAAUGGCGAUGCCACUGAUCAGGCUAUACUUCGACUUUCCGAGUCUCUUGGGUCAGUGGCCGAGUUGCGUCGCGAUUGGAAGAAGGUCUUCGAAAUUGCCUUCAACAGCAAGAACAAGUUCAUGGUCCGCUUGAUGACACCGGCGAACCAGACACCGACGAGCAACAAUGCCACUCUCAUGAUCAAGGGAGCUCCCGACAUCCUCCUACCUCGAUGCGAUCUCAUCCUGAACGAGAAGGGUGAAGAGAUACCGCUUACCGACGCACAACGCCUUCGAAUCGACACCGUGAAAGACAGCUGGUCUCGCCAGGGAAAGCGCGUCAUACUGCUCGCUCGCAAGCCGACUAUCGUACCGUUCUCCGCCAACCAUGAGAAGGAAGUAUUGGUUGCAGCCCGGGAAGGCCUUACGUUUGUCGGCAUCGUAGGCAUCGUCGAUCCACCCCGUGAUGAGAUUCCAGACGUCGUUCGUAUUCUUCGGGGAGCUUCUAUCCGCAUCUUCAUGGUCACUGGUGACUUCAAGCUCACGGCUCAGGCCAUCGCUGAAGAGUGUGGCAUCAUCUCGAACUCUGCUUUGGUCGACGAUAUCAGCGCACUUGGCCGCGAAGGCAAGAUCGGGACUACGAAGCAGUCAAUCGUGUUGAGUGGGCCCGAACUGAUUACAUUGAACGCGGCGCAAUGGGACCAGCUUUGCCAGUACCAAGAAAUUGUGUUCGCUAGGACGACGCCUGAGCAGAAGCUUCGUAUCGUUAAGGAGUUCCAGGCCCACGACAACAUUGUCGGUAUGACAGGUGAUGGUGUCAACGAUGCGCCAUCGCUCAAGGCUGCCGACAUUGGAAUCGCUAUGGGCAGUGGCUCCGAUAUUGCCAUCGAAGCUGCCGACAUGGUUCUUCUCGAUUCGUUCGCCGCCAUCAUUGAGGCUGUUCAGUACGGUCGACUGGUCUACGACAACUUGAAGAAGACCAUCGUGUACUUGCUUCCCGCUGGUAGCUUCAGUGAGCUGUGGCCCGUCGUUACCAACGUUGCAUUCGGUAUUCCGCAGAUCCUGUCUUCCUUCCUUAUGAUCAUAAUCUGCUGUCUUACCGACUGUGCCGCCGCGAUCACGCUUGCUUAUGAGAAGCCAGAGGCCGAUGUGAUGCUUCGCCCUCCUCGUAACCCUAAGAAGGACAGGCUAGUCAACGCUCGGCUCAUCUUCCAUGCCUACUUCGUUGUCGGUCUACUGCAGUGCUUCCUCGCCUUCACCAUGAGCUUCUGGUGGAUGCAGCGCAGAGGAGUUCCGUUCACGGCAAUGUGGUUGAAGUUUGGUGUUUACGAUCCUCAAUACGACCCGGAAUUCGUUACCGAAGUCGCCAACGAAGCUUCGAGUAUCUACUUCGUCACGCUAGUGAUCAUGCAACUGUUCAACCUACUUGCUACUCGCACCCGUAGACUCAGCAUCUUCCAGCAACCGCCUAUCUUCAACAAGGCUACUCAGAACUGGUCGCUCUUCCCUGCAAUGAUCUUCGCCAUCGUUGUGGUCUUCAUUUUCUGUUACAUUCCAGCCCUCCAAGACACGAUCGACACCAGGACUGUCUCGGUUGAGCACUGGUUCCUUCCGGCUGCUUUCGGUAUGGGCUUGCUCGUCCUCGAUGAGUCAAGGAAGUACUGUGUGCGCACUUGGCCCAACGGCUUACUCGCCAAGAUUGCUUGGUGA
This is a messenger RNA of Alternaria novae-zelandiae, 3240 nucleotides long. RefSeq lists its product as uncharacterized. Gene Ontology annotation, molecular function: ATP hydrolysis activity; P-type sodium:potassium-exchanging transporter activity; ATP binding. Gene Ontology annotation, cellular component: membrane. Bases 1 to 3240 code for a protein of 1079 amino acids. The transcript has 8 exons. The record is from RefSeq and is a predicted model, not a curated record. NCBI's taxonomy places the organism in Eukaryota, Fungi, Ascomycota, Dothideomycetes, Pleosporales, Pleosporaceae. Gene Ontology annotation, biological process: potassium ion import across plasma membrane; sodium ion export across plasma membrane; proton transmembrane transport.